AUGUUUCUCUGCAUUCCCAUUUUUCAAAUCGCCUUCUUACCGAAGAAAAUCUUCGUUGACUUCGCAAAACGUUCAGUAUCUCUGUCACGUCUCUCAAGAAGGAUGAAGAAAAACAUCAUCAUUUUCCUAUCCCUCGCCAUCCAAGCAGACGCAAAAUGCACAACCAUCCCCACAUGCGGGGACCCCAGUGAUCCCAUUUGCAUACCCGGCAAAGCCAACAAAUGCAAUUGGUUCUGGGAUAUACACAAGCUGAGGGAUGAAUGUGGGCAGGAUGAUCUAAAGUGUUUCGAUGGUGAAUGCCAUGGUGUCAAGCCAAAGUAUAACCAAGAACAGUCCGCCACCUUUUGUUAUGUCAUGUGCUGCCAGAAUGAGUCGGAUAUUGAGGAUUUUUGA
This is a messenger RNA of Bipolaris maydis ATCC 48331, 393 nucleotides long. RefSeq lists its product as uncharacterized. Lineage: Eukaryota; Fungi; Ascomycota; Dothideomycetes; Pleosporales; Pleosporaceae. The record is from RefSeq and is a predicted model, not a curated record.